UUCUUUUUAUUUUCACUUCCCACCAAUUCCCCUUUUCUUCUCUCUCUCUCUCCUUUCUUUAAAAUCCCUUUUACUUUUUCUUCACUUCAUUUUCAUGGCUUCCACUCGCGAAGGUCACUACAGAGGCGUCCGAAAGCGUCCAUGGGGUCGCUACGCCGCCGAAAUACGCGACCCUUGGAAGAAAACCCGUGUUUGGUUAGGCACUUUCGAUACUCCUGAAGAAGCCGCCCUUGCCUACGACGGCGCCGCCCGUUCCCUCCGCGGCUCCAAAGCUAAAACCAACUUCCCUCCUCCCCUCCCUGGUCUCUCCCUCGACCUCAACGUCUCCGGACCUUGGCCCACACCUACCUCUGCACCCCCUUGUUCAUCCUCCUCCUCCUCCCCCUCCCCCUCCUCCACUCGUUUUCUCCUCGGCGAUUUCCUCCGUCACGGCGUCAGAAACGAUAUAUGUAAUCUCAAUGUGGAUGCCUCUCCGGUUCUUGUGGACUCAAGCGCUUCGGGUUCUUCCACCGCUUCGGCGUCGUUUAUUGGUCACGUCCGACGUGGCCUCCCUUUUGAUCUCAACGAGCCUCCACCGGUGUGGCUAUGAUUCAUUCAACAAACCAACCGGCGUUUUUUACGGACAUCAUUUUCUCAUUUUCCCUUUUCAUUUUUCAUUUUUAUUAUUAACCGUCUUCUGUAUCCACUUUUUCCACCCCCCAGAUUUAAAGAUAAAAUAUAUAAUAUAUAUAUGUGUAAAUACAAGUUUUGGUGGAUAUUAUUGAUUGGUCUCUUCCACA
Messenger RNA from Cucumis sativus (cucumber), 779 nucleotides. RefSeq names its product ethylene-responsive transcription factor 12. The record is from RefSeq and is a predicted model, not a curated record. Gene Ontology annotation, biological process: regulation of DNA-templated transcription. Gene Ontology annotation, molecular function: DNA binding; DNA-binding transcription factor activity. NCBI's taxonomy places the organism in Eukaryota, Viridiplantae, Streptophyta, Magnoliopsida, Cucurbitales, Cucurbitaceae. Bases 95 to 589 code for a protein of 164 amino acids. The transcript has a single exon.